Zonotrichia leucophrys gambelii is the source of this 2898-nucleotide messenger RNA. Its product is annotated as maestro heat-like repeat-containing protein family member 1. Gene Ontology annotation, cellular component: cytoplasm. The transcript has 18 exons. Gene Ontology annotation, molecular function: protein binding. The annotation marks the transcript as partial. NCBI's taxonomy places the organism in Eukaryota, Metazoa, Chordata, Aves, Passeriformes, Passerellidae. The record is from RefSeq and is a predicted model, not a curated record.
CUCCCUGGAGCCGCCGCUGAGCGACCGCGAGCGCUCGGAGCUCCUGGAGGCCGCCCUGGGCUCCGUCCUGGCCCCGCCCCCGCCCCCGCCCGGAGCCCAGGAUCUGCUCGUGGCCGCCCUGGGCGCUCUCUCGCAGCUGCUCCGGGAGCUCCUCCGGAGGCGCCUCAGCCCCGGCGGCCUCCAGGAGAUCUUUGCCCAUUUGGGGCCCUGGAUCCGCUCCCCGCGCCCCCCGGAGCGGCUGCGAGCGCUCGGAGCCGGCAAAGCCCUGCUGGGAACCUUCCUGCAGCACCUGCGCGUCUGCUCGGUGACCCUGUUCCAGGCCCUGGGCCCGCUCCUGGCCCUGCUGGCCCCGCGCUGCUCCGACGGAAUUCCGCAAAUCCGCCGCGAUUCCCUGGAUUGCGUCCGGGCCCUGCUGCGCAUCCAGCUCUGCUACCAAGGAUUUUCUCGGGAUCACCGGGACGAGCUGGUGGAGGGGCUGGAGGAGCUCAAGGAGGGGCUGGAAAAUCCGGAUUUUUCCGUCCUUUUCCACACCUGCAGCCGGAUCGGGCUGGUUGUGGGCAGGAGGAUCCCCCCGGAGCAGCUGCUGGGGCUGCUCCUGGCCCUGCUGGAAUCCUGGGAUGAUCCCGAGCGGGAUUGCGCCCGCGCCGCCGCCGCCAUCGGCAACGCCCUCAUCCGGGAGAGGGGAGCCAUCCUGCAGGAAAAGGUCCCGGAGCUGCUGGCAGCGCUGCAUGCGCGGUUGCAAUUCCUGCAGCAGGAUGGGGAUGCUGAGGAGGUGCAGCUGCAGCUGCAGCGGGCGGCGCAGGGCUGGGUGCUGCUCCUGGCGCUGCAGCACCCGCAGAGCGUGGUGGGGACCCUGCUGGGGAGCCCCCUGCCCUUCGACGGUCCCACGCGCGCCCUCUGGCGGGCGCUGGGGGCGGAGCCGUCGCUGACCCCGCAGGUGCUGGAGCUGCUGCGGGAGCGGCUCGGCCGGGAGGCGCCGAACAGGGAGAGCAAAUCCCUCCUGCCCGGGGGGGGCUGCGAGCGCCUGGGAACCGUCCCGACCCUGGCUGCCACGCUGGCCCUGGAGGAGCUCAUGGCUGUGCCGGAGGCGGCGGCCGCGGUGCUGGAGCAAUUCCCGGAGCUCUUCCCGGCGCUGCUGCUGCGCCUCGGCUGCGCCCUGGGCGUGCGGCUGCCGAGGGCCCUGCAGGGCCGGGACAGGGCCGGCCUGCAGCCCUGCAGCUGCGCGGUGCGGGCGCUGCGGGCGAUGCUGGCGCGCGCCGGGAACGACGACGUCGUGCGGGACGUGGGGAGCGCCGGGGGCUGGGAGCUGAUGGAAAUUCCCGAGCGGCACCACGACGGAAUCGCCCUCCUGGCCAGGGCGAUGGCUCGGCUCUGCGGGCCCCGGCUGCCGCCCAUCGUCCGGAGCCUCAUCCCGGUGCUGGGAAGCGCCUUGGAAUGCCAGAGGGUGACCAGCAGCGCCUUCCUGGCCGAGCUGCUCAGCCACAACGUGGUGAACGACCUGGUGCUGCUGGAGCCCAUCCUGGAGGCGCUGACGGGCCUGGAGAAGGAUUCCUGCCUGCUGGUGCGCGUCCUGGCGCUCCGCGGGCUCGGGAACGUCGCCUCGGGAUCCCCGGAACAGAUCCGGCGGCUGGGCUCACAGCUGCUGCCCUCGCUGGUGCCCGGCCUGGACGCGGCGGACGAUCGGCAGGACCGGCUGGCGCUGGAGGCCAUGGGCAGCCUGAGCCGCCUCCUGCCCGGCCUGGAGGAGCGCGACGUGCGGCCCCUGCUGCCGCGCCUGCCCCUCCGCAUCCGGCCCUUCUUCGACAGCGAGCACGCGGAGCUGCGGCACCGCUCCAUCCUCCUCUUCGGGAACCUGUCCCGCUUCAGCCGCGCCGACUCCGAGGUUUUCUCGGAGCAGAUCCUCAACGGGCUCGUGACGCUCCUGCUGCACCUGCAGGACCCCCAGCCCGACGUGGUCAAGGCGUGCAAGUUCGCGCUGAGGAUGUGCGGGCCCAGCCUGGGCUGCGAGGGGCUCCGGGAAAUGUUCGGGAAUCACCUGCGGGAAGAGCGCGGGCUCCACUACGGGGAGUUCAUCAACGACGCCGCCAAGUUCCUGAUGCGCAGCCACCCCUCCCUGCUGAGCCGCCUCAUCUCCACCAACCUGUUCUACUUCAAGAGCCCCUGGCGGGAGCUGCGGGCGGCGGCGGCCAUGUUCACCGGGUUCCUGGUGCUCCACAUGGACGAGGAGCAGGGACAGCAGGUGGACCUGGAGCAGCUCAUUUCCGCCCUGCAGCUGCUGCUCAAGGAUCCGGUUCCAGCCGUGAGGGUCAAGGUGGCCGAAACCCUGGGACGCCUUGUCCGCCUCCUUUGAAUCCUGAAAUUCCCAAAAUUCCCAAAAUUCCCAGGAAUUCCGUGCUCCGAGACCCUGGGACUCCUCAUCUGCCUCCUCUGAAUCCCGGAAUUCCUGGGAAUUCCUGGCUCCAAGACCCUGGGACACCUCCUCUGAAUCCCGGAAUUCCCAAAAAUUCCCAGGAAUUCCCUGCUCUGAGACCCUGGGACUCCUCAUCUGCCUCCUCUGAAUCCCGGAAUUCCCGGUAAUUCUCAGCUCCGAGACCCUGGGAUGCCUCAUCUGCCUCCUCUGAAUCCCAGAAUUCCCAAAAUUCCCGGGAAUUCCCGGCUCCGCUCAGCAAUACCCCAGGGGAUCCCAAUCCAUGGGAAAAGUCUUCCAUCACCUCCAUCCUCGGGGACAAAAAAAGUGGGAAAAGGGAAUUUGGGAUGGGAUCCAUUCCCAGCCUUCCGCCCCCAUCCCUCUCUGCUGCUUUCCGGGUGGAUAAUGGGAUCCAAUUCCCGAAAUUCCCACCUGGAAUUCUUUCCCCCUGUACAGAGACCUGUUUUUAAAUAAAGCUUUUGGCUCCCGAA